This is a messenger RNA of Cervus elaphus (red deer), 1519 nucleotides long. RefSeq names its product ADP-ribose/CDP-alcohol diphosphatase, manganese dependent (gene ADPRM). The transcript is spliced from 4 exons. The record is from RefSeq and is a predicted model, not a curated record. Gene Ontology annotation, molecular function: ADP-ribose diphosphatase activity; CDP-glycerol diphosphatase activity; 2',3'-cyclic-nucleotide 2'-phosphodiesterase activity. Lineage: Eukaryota; Metazoa; Chordata; Mammalia; Artiodactyla; Cervidae. The coding region runs from base 102 to 1115 and encodes 337 amino acids.
GAGAGCCGCUCUUUCCGCUGGGCUCGAUGGUGACGCGGUAGCCCAUCCGGUAGCCAGGGAGCAUUUCGCCGAGGAGCCGGCGCGCGAAAGCUAUUUGGAGUAUGGAUUAUAAGCCUGAACCUGAACCCCUCAGUGAGAGCUCAGAACUUCUCUUCUCCUUUGGAGUGAUAGCAGAUAUUCAAUAUGCUGAUUUGGAAGAUGGCUAUAAUUUCCAGGGAAACAGACGGAGGUACUACAGACACAGUCUUCUUCACUUACAGGGUGCUAUUGAACACUGGAAUAAAGAAAGCAGCCGGCCCCGUUGUGUACUUCAGCUUGGAGACAUCAUUGACGGAUACAAUGCGCAGUACAAAGCAUCAGAAAAGUCACUGGAGCGCGUCAUGAACACAUUCCAAAUGCUAAAAGUCCCUGUCCAUCACACGUGGGGAAACCAUGAAUUCUAUAAUUUCAGCAGAGACUAUUUAACAAACUCCAAACUUAACACAAAGUUUCUGGAAGACCAGAUUGCCCACCAUCCUGAGACUGUGCCCUCGGAGGAUUAUUACGCGUAUCAUUUUGUGCCAUUCCCUAAAUUCCGCUUCAUUUUACUCGAUGCUUAUGACAUGAGUGUCUUGGGCGUGGAUCAGUCUUCUCCAAAAUACCAGCAGUGUCUGAAGAUACUGAGGGAGCACAACCCAAAUACGGAACUGAAUAGUCCUCAAGGACUUCGUGAGCCCCAGUUUGUCCAGUUUAAUGGUGGAUUUAGCCAAGAACAGCUGAGUUGGCUGAACGAAGUUCUUACAUUCUCCGACAGAAACCAAGAAAAGGUGGUGAUUGUGAGCCAUCUUCCCAUUUACCCCGAGGCCUCUGACAGUGUGUGCCUGGCCUGGAAUUACAGAGACGCCCUGGCAGUCAUUUGGUCUCACAAGUGUGUGGUAUGCUUCUUCGCCGGCCACACUCACGAUGGCGGCUACUCUGAGGACCCUUACGGUGUGCACCACGUCAACAUAGAAGGGGUUAUCGAAACAGCUCCGGACAGCCAGGCCUUUGGCACCGUUCACGUCUAUCCCGACAAAAUGAUGUUGGAAGGGAGGGGCAGAGUUCCAGACAGAAUUAUGAAUUACAGGAAGGAAUAAGCCUUCCUUCCAUUUUUUGUCUGAUUUUAUUUGUUUACUUUUAUAGGAAGAGACUGACUUGGCUUUGUGGUUUUGUUUGCUCCCCAUUCCCCAAGCCUCAGUCUCAUUAUUUAGGAUUCUAUUUGCAUAACAAAUAGCCAUAAAUGGCUUCAAUGUGUGUUAGCUCAUAAGAUACUCUGAAGUGUCAUUUUUGGGUAAUAUAUCCCAUGCUGAAAAUUGGAAAGAAGAUGAAUGAAAGUAGCGUGAGUAAACCAGGGAGGAGACUGAGGUGGAAGGUGGAUAUACUCCUCAAAACAGACACUAUUUAGCCUUACCUGAGAUGUUUUUUACUUUUUACAAGGAGAAUGUAUUCAUUCACUGUGUUAGCCAUGUAACUUAAAAUUCACAAUAAAAAAGUAAAAGAA